Racocetra fulgida is the source of this 192-nucleotide messenger RNA. Lineage: Eukaryota; Fungi; Glomeromycota; Glomeromycetes; Diversisporales; Gigasporaceae. The record is from the annotation of a GenBank genome assembly.
AUGUAUAAUAAAAUUUCGGAAAUUGAUACUAUCGGCGAAUCAUUGUCAAAAAGUUGGUUUAUCGGAGAAAUGAUAGGAUUAAUCGAAUUUUGUAGAUAUGUUUAUGAGGACCAAGCUGGUGAAGAAAAAACAGCUACCAAUGCUUCUCCUCCACCGGAAACAGCUACCAAUGCUAUUCCUCCACCGGAAACG